Molecule: messenger RNA, 752 nt
Organism: Enterobius vermicularis (human pinworm)
Lineage: Eukaryota; Metazoa; Nematoda; Chromadorea; Rhabditida; Oxyuridae
Source: the annotation of a GenBank genome assembly
AUGAGGAAUGUAAAGUUUUUUGACCUCGGGUAUUGUGAAGGAAAGGUCCAGUCGAAUUGUCCAUUCAGUCAGCCUUCUCAGUCUCUUGGCUUGAUUUUCUGUGAAGCUAUAGAGGCAUUGUUGGCUGCUAUUUCAAUUGAUUUCGGGUCUCAAUUCUUAAAAGUUGCUUUGGUCAAGCCUGGUGUACCUAUGGAGAUAGUUUUAAAUAGGGAAUCUAGAAGGAAAACACCAAAUUUAAUUGGUCUCAAAAGCGACGAAAGGUUUUUCGGCGACGCAGCUUUGUCUUUCGCUGUUAAAAAUCCAAAGAAUUCGUACGCUCAUCUAAUAGAUUUAUUGGGGAAGAAUGUAAAUAACCCGAUAGUGGCACUUUAUCAGUCUCGCUUCCCUUUUGUAAAGAUAGUUCCCGACGAUGCUCGCAAAACAGUUCAAUUUGUCAUUAAUGAGGAGAAGUACGGUGUUGAGACCUUGGUGGCUAUGAUUCUGAAUCAUGCUCGUAAAUUAGCCGAAGACUUUGCUGAACAAACUAUCGAGGAUGUUGUUAUUACAGUACCUGCUUUCUUCAACCAAGCUGAAAGAAGAGCGAUGGUGAAGGCAGCAGAAAUAGCAGGCUUGAAUUUGCUUCAGGUAACCACUGCGUUAUGCAUAUCGGAUACAUAUGUAUAUGGGCCAUUCGACGCCAAGUGGCACACUUUUCCAGAUGGCGUCUCAGGCUUUUUUAUUUUAUGCUUGCUUGUAGCACCUGAUACUUGAUU